AUGAACGGAGCCAACUUCGAGGACGUCGAGGACCGCGAUGGCGUCCGCUUCUCCUGGAACGCUUGGCCUUCGGGCCGCAUCGAGGCAACUCGUACCGUCGUCCCCAUCUCUGCCCUCUACACGCCUCUCAAGGAGCGCGAUGACCUGCCGCCGGUGCAUUACGAGCCCGUUACUUGCAAGGCGCCAUGCAAGGCCAUCCUGAACCCUUACUGCCAAAUCGAUGUUCGAGGAAAGAUGUGGAUCUGUCCGUUCUGUCUUCAGCGCAACCCCUUCCCUCCCCACUACAAGGACAUCUCGCAGACCAACCUCCCUGCCGAGCUGCUCCCGAAAUACACCACCAUCGAGUACACUCUGACGCGACCUGUCCCCGUCCCUCCCAUCUUCCUUUACGUCGUGGACACUUGCGUUGACGAGGAUGAGCUCACGGCGCUCAAGGAGACGCUCAUGGUUUCCAUCAACCUCCUCCCCGCCAACGCCCUCGUUGGCCUGAUCACCUUCGGCACCAUGGCUAUGGUUCAUGAGCUCGCUUACGCCGAGUGCCCGAAGUCCUACGUCUUCCGGGGAUCGAAGGAGUACCAGCCGAAGCAGAUCGCGGACAUGCUCGGCCUCAACCCCUCGAACCGCCCCAUGGCUGGUAUGCGCCCUGGACAGCCCAUGCCCGCUCCCGCCGCGUCGAGGUUCCUCAUGCCCCAGCAGGCGUGCGAGUUCCAGCUCAACAACAUUCUGGAGAACCUCCAGCGUGACCCCUGGCCUGUCGCGGACAACAGGCGUCCCCUGCGUUGCACUGGUGUCGCCCUCGGUGUCGCUACCUCGCUCCUCGAGUCGGCGUUCCCGAACACUGGCGCGCGCAUCAUGCUCUUCUCUGGUGGCCCCUGUACCGAGGGUCCCGGCAUGGUCGUCGGCCCCGAGCUGCGCGAGCCCAUCCGUUCCCACCACGACAUUGAGCGCGACAGCGUCAAGCAUUUCAAGAAGGCGACGAAGUACUACGAGGGUCUUUCGAAGCGGGCGUCGGUCAACGGACACGCGGUCGACAUUUACGCCGGCUGUCUGGACCAGGUCGGUCUCCUCGAGAUGAAGUCGCUGCCAAACUCGACGAACGGCUUCAUGGUCAUUUCCGACUCGUUCAUGACCGCCAUCUUCAAGCAGAGCUUCCUGCGAACCUUCAACAAGGACGACCAGGGCUUCCUGAAGAUGGGCUUCAACGGCACUUUCGAUGUCCAGACGACGAAGGAGCUGAAGAUCUCGGGAGUCAUCGGACAUGUUAUUUCGGCGAACAAGAAGUCGCCCUGUGUCGGAGAGACCGAGAUUGGUAUCGGAGGCACGUCGGCCUGGAAGAUCUGCUCUCUCACGGACAAGACGUCGCUCGGUGUGUACUUUGAGGUUGUCACGCCUGCUGGCCAGCCCCUGCAACCGAACCAGAACGGUCUCAUCCAGUUCGUCACGCACUACCAGCACUCGUCUGGCUUCUACCGCCUUCGCGUCACCACGGUCGCGCGGACGCUCCACGAGGGUGGCCACCCCAAUAUUGCCGCGCAGUUCGACCAGGAGGCCGCUGCCGUCCUCAUGGCCCGUAUCGCCACGUUCAAGGCGGAGAUUGACGAUGCGCCGGACGUUCUUAGGUGGCUUGACCGUAUGCUCAUCCGUCUGUGCCAGAAGUUUGCCGACUACAGGAAGGAGGACCCGUCGAGCUUCCAGCUCAGCCCGAACUUCUCGAUCUACCCGCAGUUCAUGUUCCACCUUCGUCGAUCGCAGUUCCUGCAGGUGUUCAACAACUCUCCUGACGAGACUGCGUUCUACCGACACGUGCUGAACGACGCGGACGUGAACAAUUCGCUCAUCAUGAUCCAGCCCACGCUCAUGUCGUACACGUUCGACCAGGAGCCCCACCCGGUGCUGCUCGACUCGGUGUCGAUCCGCCCGGACGUCAUCCUGCUGCUCGACACGUUCUUCCACAUCCUCAUCUUCCACGGCGAGACGAUUGCGCAGUGGCGCAAGGCCAACUACCAGGACCAGGAGGACUACGCCAACUUCAAGGAGCUGCUCGAGGCGCCGGUCGCGGACGCGCAGGAGCUGCUCGAGGACCGCCUCCCGAUCCCCCGUUACGUCGUGUGCGACCAGGGCGGCUCGCAGGCGCGUUUCCUCAUGGCCAAGCUCAACCCGUCCACGACGCACACGAGCGGCACGGGCUACGGCGCCGGCGCCGGCGGACAGGCCAUCUUCACCGACGACGUCUCGCUCCAGGUCUUCAUGGAGCACCUCAAGCGGCUUGCCGUUGGCGCUUCCACCAGCUAG
Trichosporon asahii var. asahii CBS 2479 is the source of this 2292-nucleotide messenger RNA. RefSeq names its product protein transport protein SEC23. The transcript is spliced from 4 exons. The record is from RefSeq and is a predicted model, not a curated record. Gene Ontology annotation, cellular component: endoplasmic reticulum exit site; COPII vesicle coat. Gene Ontology annotation, biological process: intracellular protein transport; COPII-coated vesicle budding; endoplasmic reticulum to Golgi vesicle-mediated transport. Bases 1 to 2292 code for a protein of 763 amino acids. Gene Ontology annotation, molecular function: GTPase activator activity; zinc ion binding. Lineage: Eukaryota; Fungi; Basidiomycota; Tremellomycetes; Trichosporonales; Trichosporonaceae.